Molecule: messenger RNA, 2185 nt
Organism: Pseudo-nitzschia multistriata
Lineage: Eukaryota; Bacillariophyta; Bacillariophyceae; Bacillariales; Bacillariaceae
Source: the annotation of a GenBank genome assembly
AAGUGUUGAACCAUCCCCUGCAUUGUCGUUAUCCGUAGCUGCUUCCGUAUACUGAGCAUUAAAUCAACCAGACGAAUAUAGCGGCAUCGGAAAACAUUCCCAUUCCGUUUCGAAACUCGAUACCAUUGAACUGAAGCGAAAACACCAAAAGGCAGCRAAUAGCAUUACACUAUGCGGUCUGUGAAGUAUCUUGUUCCGUGCUAUCUAACGGCAUCGAUCGUUAGCAUUGUUGCUGGAUUCCAGCAACAGCAACCGAACCAACAGYUUCGUCUUCAACGGCGUGUCGUCGACCCGUCGACGCUUUCGAGGCAAAAAAUGCCAGCGAAAACUACUCUCUCGAAGAAAUCUAACGAUGCCUAUUCGAGAACAUUCGGGCGGACAACUCCUGGUUCGACUGCUACACAACUGAAUGCCCUCUCGUCGUCCCCUUUGGGUGCACUUGCAGUGCUGGCAGGAAUUGUUGUGGUCCACGAGAGUGGCCAUUACCUAGCAGCUCGUGCAUUUAACAUAACGGUCGAAGAAUUUUCCAUCGGAUUCGGUCCCAAGCUGGCCGGAUUCGAGGCCCUUGGGAAUGAAUUCAAUCUGCGAGCGUUGCCGUUGGGUGGCUUUGUCCGAUUUCCGGAGAACUACGAUUCGGAGGCGGUUUUCGAGAACGAGGAGCUCAAGCGCAAGGCCAAGCGAACGCUGCGCCGGGARGAAAAACGAAAUCCAGAGGACGGAAACAAUUGGAACUGGAAGGACGAAGCAUUGGAUGCAGCCUCGCUGGGGUACUGGGGAGAGAAGAAAUUCGAGGAGGCGCGCAUCGAAAAGAGGAUCGAACGCGAAAAUAAAGUAGCUUCGACAAAACCCUUUUGGGCAGGUUUGUUUGGUGCUUCAAAUGUUGCUGCCAAAACCAAUGGUGGAGAGAAUAACAAUAGCAAGGAAGACGGUGAACUAGUUGACAUUGACAAAAUCUAUGAAGACCUGGACGAGCUUGAAGAAUUUGAGGUCGAAUAUUUUGAGGACCCGCAACUUCUACAGAACCGACCCUGGCAGGAACGAGCUGUUGUUCUUAGUGGUGGUGUGAUCUUCAACCUUAUCCUGGCCCUGAGCAUUUAUUUUGCAGCGAUUGGACCCCUGCCCGUCGGGAGCAGCGAAGGAUUGCCCCGUGCUAUCUUCGACAAUGGCGUCGUAGUUUCCCAGGUUCCUAGGUCCGAUGGUCCAUCGAGUGGUUUGCUCCAGCGUGGGGAUGUUAUUACGGAAAUCAAUGGUGGGUGACCCUGUUGUCAGUUUCUUAGUUGGAAAUACUCUGUUGCGUUGUGUUCAUAUGGGUCAAUCUCACUCGGUUCAUACCAUAUUUUUCGUUCCAUUUUUUCUUGAAUCCAUUCAUGUUAUCAUGUAUUAGGUCGACCUGUACAAGUUCUUGGUUCUAAAAAGACCUCCGUCGCGGCGGGGCAGCAACAGGUCACGGAUGUCAUUUCCGCGAUUCGAGCAACACCCGAAGGUGAAAGUGUGAGUAUCARCGUGUUGAGAGGAGCAACGAAGCCAGUGGCUACAACAGAAGCGUCAUCCUUGGAUGCAGUCGCCACAAAGCAGACAACAACGGAAACAAAAACAUCAAAAACAACAACAACGGUUCGCAUCAAACCCUCAACUGCCGAUGGGAGCAAUGUGCAAUCGAUCGGAGUCAUGCUCAGUCCCAGAAUCGAACGAUUGGAACGAUUGAAGAGCGACAACCCUAUAGUGGCAUUUCAAUUGGCCUGGGGAUAUCUCUCUGAUAUUUUCACGCAGACACUCCUCGGAACACUCUCUGUCCUGACCUCGUCUCUGUCGCCGAGCGGACCACCACCUGGUCAAAAGAUAUCGGGACCCAUUGGUCUCAUUUCGCAGGGAUCAAAUGUGGUUGCGACUAAGGACUGGACGGCAGUUUUGCUAUUUGCCGCAGGGCUAUCAGUCAACCUUGGUGUCAUCAAUGCCCUCCCUCUGCCGGCAUUGGAUGGGGGGCAGCUGGUUUUCGUGGUGGCGGAAGCGAUUACUGGAAAGAAGGUGGAUCAAAAAUUGCAAGAGAAGGUAACAUCUGUUGCCGUCUUGUUCCUGCUAUGGCUGAGUUUUUCGGCUGCCAUUGGUGACGUUGGUGGUUUGUUUCAAUAAAAUAUAUUCACGAAUAAGAAAAUCCAGGCAAGCAUGAUAAACGAACAUAUUACUA